Messenger RNA from Diversispora eburnea, 1203 nucleotides. Lineage: Eukaryota; Fungi; Glomeromycota; Glomeromycetes; Diversisporales; Diversisporaceae. The record is from the annotation of a GenBank genome assembly.
AUGAAAUCUCAAUCAUUAUUAUUGUACCUUUUAGCGUUAACUCAAUUUCUAACAAUAACAUUUGCGGAACCUGUUAAUAAACAAUGUAUCGAUUAUCCAAAUCCUUUAAAUCCCGCUCAGUUUGAAGUAAUAGAUUGUCCCCCUGUUAAGAAUGAUAAUGAACCUAAAGUUAAGCGUAAAAUCCAAAAUUUCUUUAAAGUAGAUCUCAAUUGCCGUCAUACCGCAGCCGUAUGUAACAAAAUAAAAAAAGCCUUUGAUGACGCUGGAAAAGAAAUAUCAAAAGUAUUGAAGUUAAAAAAGCAAAUCAAUGUGAAUGCUACUUAUGAAAGUUUUUCAUACAGUGAAAGUAAUCUUUUAGGUUCUGCUUAUCCCGCGCGAAAUGUAUUUCUAAUCUCAGAUGAUAAGAUUACAAGACUUUAUCCUCAAGCUCUUGUAAAACAAUUUUCCUUAAAUGUACAUCCUGCAUAUAAUUCACAUGAUAUUAAUGCAAGAUUUAAUGCAGAUUUUGAUUGGUAUUUUAAAGCUAAUAAUGUAGAAAUCAAGCCUAAUCAAUACGAUUUUUAUGUAGUUAUAUUGCAUGAACUUUUACAUGGACUUGGAUUUAUAUCAAGUUGGAAUACUUAUCUUGAAACUAGUACUUAUCAACCUAUCACUGGUCUUACUCCAAACUACUAUUUCUACGGCAAUAAAUUUGGCGGAUUUGUAGAAAACAUAUUUGAUAGAUAUUUAAAACUCAUAGAAAAUAAUAAAAAAAUCCCGUUAUCAGAUUACACUGCCCAGUUAAAUAAAUCUGUACCUUCUUUGACUCCAUUUAAUACUGAUUUAGGAUUUACUACUAUAGUAAAAUCUUCUCCAAAAUGGAAAUACGCAAAGUCGGCACUUAAAGCAGCAACUUCCAAUAAACUAUUAUUUACACCAGCGAAACGCGCAAGUUGGAAAAAUGAUAUUUAUUUAGAAGCUAGUCUUAAACCUUUUGUAUCAGGUUCUAGUAUAAGUCACGUUAGUCAAUCAAGAUAUAGAAAAACUUCUGACUUUGUAAUGACAUACCAGCAAUUUCCUGGAGAAUCGGAAAAAUUUUUAAUUAGAAGAGGUGGAAAUUUCAGAUCUCCAAUUGGACCCAGAAUUAUUUCUAUACUUGAAUCGAUUGGAUAUGCAACAGAUGCUUAUCCUAAUCCCAUUAAACCUAUCUACAUAAAUAUUUAA